Salvelinus fontinalis (brook trout) is the source of this 7012-nucleotide messenger RNA. Its product is annotated as extracellular sulfatase Sulf-2-like. Bases 572 to 3829 code for a protein of 1085 amino acids. Gene Ontology annotation, cellular component: Golgi apparatus; plasma membrane; cell surface. The record is from RefSeq and is a predicted model, not a curated record. Gene Ontology annotation, molecular function: glycosaminoglycan binding; calcium ion binding; N-acetylglucosamine-6-sulfatase activity. The transcript has 21 exons. Lineage: Eukaryota; Metazoa; Chordata; Actinopteri; Salmoniformes; Salmonidae.
CUCCCCUUUCCCUCCUCGUUUUUCUGUGUGUCUGUCUAUAUUAGUGUUUUUGUCUCUCCGUACGCCUGAGAGCGUGGUCAGUCAGAGAGGGAGAGAUAGAUAGAGAGAGGGAGAGCGAGAGGAAGAGAGAGAGAGAGGAGCAGAGUUAGAGUAAAACAGAGCAGGAAAAUGACAGACAGGAGAAGAGGGAACAGUCCAUGGUAAUGUGUGCCUGCUCGUCCCAGUCCAGCCCAGUGCAGCGCCCCCUCCUCCUUCAGCUCUACUGGGUCAGUACCCUGGGACAGCACCUGCUCCCCCAACAGACAGACAGACUCUCAGGACCUGCAUCUGUGUGAGGGAUGGACAUCAAGGACAAGUCUGUCUUCCUCCGGUCACUCACAGCUGACUGACAGACAUCUACAUGGAAAGGGCUCUCAGAGGGCCAGGGUCAGAGACGCCUUGAGUCCAGCCGCUCCUCCAUACAUAAAGAGACUCAUCCCCAGAGAACCCAGCCUUCCAUUCACAGGAGUCUUAGCAGUGGCUGCAGCAGAGUGAUCCAGUAGUAGCAGGGUAAGAUAAGUUAGAGGUCAAGAUGGCGGGACAGGGGCUGCUGCCCUCCACCAACCGUUACCUCCUCCUGCUCCUGGGGGUUCUGUCUGUGGCCCACGCCUCCAUCUUCCUCAAGGCCCGCUUCCAGAGGGACCGCCGUAACAUCCGGCCCAAUAUCAUCCUCAUUCUCACUGAUGACCAGGACAUGGAGCUCGGCUCCAUGCAGGUCAUGAAUAAGACACGUGGUAUCAUGGAGCAGGGCGGGACUCACUUCUCCAAUGCCUUUGUGACUACGCCCAUGUGCUGUCCUUCACGCUCCUCCAUGUUGACGGGGAAGUACGUUCACAACCACAACACCUACACCAACAAUGAGAACUGCUCCUCCCCCUCCUGGCAGGCCCAGCACGAGACUAGGACCUUUGGAGUGUACCUCAACAACACUGGCUACAGGACAGGCUUCUUUGGGAAGUACCUGAAUGAGUACAACGGUUCCUAUAUUCCUCCUGGAUGGAGAGAGUGGGUGGGGCUGGUCAAGAACUCCCGUUUCUACAACUACACCCUGUGCAGGAAUGGAGUCCGCGAGAAACAUGGCUGCGAGUACCCUAAGGACUACUUUACGGACCUCAUCACAGAGGACGGCAUCAACUACUUCCGCUCGUCUAAGAGGAUGUACCCUCACCGGCCAGUGAUGAUGGUGAUGAGCCAUGCAGCCCCCCAUGGGCCGGAGGACUCAGCACCUCAGUACAGCACUGCCUUUCCCAACGCAUCCCAGCACAUCACUCCCAGCUACAACUAUGCUCCGAACCCAGACAAGCACUGGAUCAUGCGUUACACUGGUUCCAUGAAGCCCAUCCACAUGGAGUUCACCAACAUGCUACAGAGGAAGAGGCUGCAGACUCUGCUCUCUGUGGACGACAGCGUGGAGAAGGUGUAUAACAUGCUGGCUGAGACUGGAGAACUGGACAACACAUAUAUCAUCUACACAGCUGACCAUGGCUACCACAUUGGUCAGUUUGGCCUGGUCAAGGGCAAGUCCAUGCCCUACGAGUUUGACAUUCGAGUACCCUUCUACAUCCGAGGGCCCAACGUGGAGGCAGGAGCCAGCAACCCUCACAUGGUGCUGAACAUUGACCUGGCGCCCACCAUCCUGGACAUCGCUGGCAUGGAUGUCCCGCCGGACAUGGACGGCAAGUCCAUCCUCAAACUGCUGGACAUAGAGAGGCCAGUCAACAGGUUCCAGGUGAAUAAGAAGGGAAAGGUGUGGAGAGACUCGUUCCUGGUGGAAAGAGGGAAGUUGCUCCACAUGCGUGAUGCGUCUUCAGGGAAGGACGUGGCCCAGGAGGAGAACUUCCUGCCUAAGUACCAGCGGGUCAAGGACCUGUGUCAGAGAACAGAGUACCAGACGCCCUGCCAACAGCUGGGACAGAAGUGGCAGUGUGUUGAGGAUGCUACAGGGAAACUGAGGCUGUAUAAGUGUAAGGGCAUGGCCAGCAUGUCUGCAGAACGGAAAGAGGGCCCUGCCAACAUCAGGUCCCAAUUUUACCCCCAGCGCAAAGCAGAGCACAACGCAGAGCCAGAAGCCUGCAAUUGUGACCAGUUCCCUAGCUUCAGACUCAGUGCCUUCAAGAAGAAAAAGUUCCUUUCCAAGAAGAAGAUGAAGGCCGUCAAGAGCUAUGCCCGUAACCGUUCUGCCCGCUCCGUGGAGAUGGAGAUAGGAGGGGACCUGUAUGCUGUAGACUUGGGGGAUGGCUACCAGCCUGUACUGGCCCCCAGGAACCUCAGUGAGGCUGGGGCCCCGGGGCCACGCGACGACACUGAGGACGACUUCAGUGGCAUGGGGUUCACCAUCAGUCCCAGGACUAGCAGCAACAGUCUGGCUAUAGUACCUUCUGACAUCAAAGUCACACACAGGUGCUCCAUCCUGGCCGAUGACACAGUGAAGUGUGACACAGGGAUCUAUAAGUCUGUGCAGACCUGGAAGGACCACAAACUCCACAUCGACCAUGAGAUUGAGACCCUGCAGACAAAGAUCAAGAACCUGAGAGAAGUCAGGGGUCACCUGAAGAAGGCCCGCCCAGAGGAGUGUGACUGUCUCCGCUACAUCUACCAGUCUAAGUACAAGAGUAAGCUUAGGCACAAAGGAAGCAGCAUUCACCCAUUCAGGAAGGAUCAGGAUAAGGAUAACAAGGCGUGGCUGCUGAAGGACCAGAAGAGGAGGAAGAAGAUGAGGAAGCUGCUGAAACGUCUGAGGAACAACGACACCUGUAGCAUGCCUGGUCUCACCUGCUUCACCCACGACAACCAGCACUGGCAGACCGCCCCCUUCUGGACAAUGGGUCCAUUCUGUGCCUGCACCAGUGCCAACAACAACACCUACUGGUGCGUGAGGACCAUCAACGAAACUCACAACUUCCUGUUCUGUGAGUUUGCGACUGGCUUCCUGGAGUACUUUGACCUCAACACAGAUCCCUACCAGCUGAUGAAUGCUGUGAACACGCUGGACCGAACCGUCCUGAACCAGCUCCACGUUCAACUCAUGGAGCUCCGCAGCUGCAAGGGCCACAAGCAGUGUAACCCCCGUACACGCAACCUGGAGCUGGAGGACAGAUUUGGGAAGGCUGGGAGGGAUAGGGUCCAUGAGGCGACAGUGGCCCCGUCAGAAGCACCCAGUGCAGGAGGAACGGGAACGGACUGGUCAGAACUUGAACCCUUGUACAGACUUGACGAGCACGCCUACGAUCUCAAACUCAACUUCAACGUCAGCCUGGAGGACUGGGACAACUUUGACUGGACCGUGGACAGGAUGUUCACGAUGCUAGGCAACUUCAACCACCAGCCGAACGGGCGCCGCAGCAACUUGAUUCCUGGGGAGGGUAGAGGAGGAAGAGACCACGCCCUGGUGUCCUCAACGGACCAAUCAGCCUCAGCCAUCUACCUGACCACCCUGGCCACUCCAGCUCUCCUGCUGAGAGAGGCUGGGGCCGAGGUCCUGAGGGAGGCGUUGGGGCUGAAUGGAGGGGUGCACCGCUCUUCCUCCUCCUCUUCCUCCUCCUCUUCCUGUCCUCCAGUCCCAGCUGAGGAGGGCCGCUCAGACUGGGACCACUCCCCACCUCUCCUCAACCAGUUAGGGGAGGAGGGCCAGCCUAGACUGCAUGACGAGGAUGAGGAGGGCAGGGAUAGGGGUGAUGAAGAGGAGGAGGAAGAGUUGUUUAGGAGACGGUCGGCCCGGUGGAGGCUGAACCAUGCUCACUGUAAGUGCAGUGACUUUGUUCAGGAAACUGACAACGGGUUGCCUGUAUGACUGCCUGUAAGACCCCUCUCUCACUCUGUCUCUCCUCCUCACCUGAGAUUUUAGGGAGACUGAAUCAGCACAAUGCCACCUCUGGCCUGUCCCCCACCCAGACCCCCUUAACCUCUCAAGCUCCUCCUCCUCAGGCCACAGCAGCACUUCCAGGCUGAUAUGGGGACGAACCUGUCCCUUUCAUCAAGACUGCAGUCCUCCAGUGCCCCAACCAUAUCCCAGGCCCCCUGCUGGCCCCUUCCUGUAAUACACCAACGGACCAGGAGAUUCUUUAUGAGAGAACCCAGCAGCAGCACAUGAUUCUUUAUGAGCGAACACAGCAGCAGCAGCAGCACAUGAUUCUUUAUGAGCGAACACAGCAGCAGCAACACAUGAUUCUUUAUGAGCGAACACAGCAGCAGCAACACAUGAUUCUUUAUGAGCGAACACAGCGGCAGCACAUGAUUCUUUAUGAGCGAACAAAGCAGCAGCAGCACAUGAUUCUUUAUGAGCGAACACAGCAGCAGCAGCACAUGAUUCUUUAUGAGCGAACACAGCAGCAGCAGCACAUGAUUCUUUAUGAGCGAACACAGCGGCAGCACAUGAUUCUUUAUGAGCGAACAAAGCAGCAGCAGCACAUGAUUCUUUAUGAGCGAACACAGCAGCAGCAGCACAUGAUUCUUUUCCUAAUGCAGGACCUUACUUUGCUUUGUUUUUUGUUUUUGGUGCAGGGAGCUUUGGGAAUGGGAGAGGAAAUUUAACUUGAUUGAUUUUUGAUAUUCAUUGGAUUCUUUGAAAAAAGAUUUUGUAUUGUAUAUGUGUAUUUGACUUUUUUAGUUUUACUAAUGGGUGUAUUAAUUGGUUCCGGUUCCAUCCCCCUGUACAGAUUAUGUGUCUGUGGCUCAUUGAUUCAUGCUUUUUUUUACCAAUGUGUUACUAAUUCAUUUUUGAAAACGCUUAAUUCCACAAAAUGCAGAUGAUCAAUUAUGAGGUUCAGUGAUGCACACACAUACACAUACACACACACACACACACCUCACACACUUUGAGUUACAGUGCUGUGGACCUUGCCUUUGAGUUUGGCGUCAAGCCGACAGGAGGAAGCCGUGGUCAGUGCAGGUAGGAACUGGGCCUGAGUAUCAUCUAAGUGCCGUAUCUUUUCAGUGUUGCAGCUUAUUUCACUUCUACUGUGUUUCUAAUGAAAAACAAGAGACUUGAUGUUUAUAUGAAUCAAAACAUUCCCUUUUGUUGUGUUCAUAUUUUCAUUUCAAAAUGACUGAGUUAUGGAUGUUGAACACACAUUUUACAUUACAUUUACGUCAUUUAGCAGACGCUCUUAUCCAGAGCGACUUACAAAUUGGAAAGUUCAUACAUAUUCAUCCUGGUCCCCCCGUGGGGAAUGAACCCACAACCCUGGCGUUGCAAGCGCCAUGCUCUACCAACUGAGCCACACGGGACACAAGAACACAAGAAGAGUUUUUACUGAAAAUAUCUUUACCGCUACAACUUGGUAGCUGUGGCAUUAAACGUUUUUGAGACAGUCCAAUCAGAAAACAUGCAAUCGAAGGCACUUAUUUGAUGUGAACCCCCGGAGACGUAUAGAGAUCACAACAUUGUGUCUGUCCCAUGAUGGUGUCUGUGACAGUGUGGGCAACACCACUGAAGCCAUUUCCAUUUUAAAAUUGUCCGUUUUCUUUUUCUUUAGAUUUUAAAAAAAAAGUAUAAACUAAUAUAGGUGUCUUAUCGCCUCCUGCAGUGCUGGAGUCCUGAACCAAAUUUAGUGUCAUUCAUUUAUUGUGGCCACUAGAUGGCAGUCACAUAGCUUGAAGCCAUUUACAAACUAGGCAAACCAAUUUGAAGAAGAAGACAAUGCUCUGAUCAUUGGCUGAUCGCUCCCAACCCCAUAGGAAUCCCUACACAGUUGACUACUGUAAAAUGUCUGGAAGCCUUCAAUGGCAAUGUCCAUGCAAAACCAGGUUAUUUCUAUGUAAUGAUCCUUAUACAUGUCUAUGUGUGAACCUGUCUAGUCUGGUUGGUUCAUCCAGGAAGUCUGUUUCAUGAAGUCAUCAGUCCACAGUUGAGUUCCCCUGCUAAGACGUUGUUGCAUGUAUCAACCAAUGGUUGUGUGCCACAUCAUCGACUGUGCUGCCGGGCACCAGAUUGCUAGGACAUAUGAUAUGAUUAGCUGAUAUGUAAAAUAACUAUCCAAUGGCUGGGCAGAGGAAUGUGCCCCACUACCUCUCUCUGAUGUCAUCAAAGGCUUCAGAGAGAAAAGGUGCGCUUGUUUUGCAAGCCGAUGUGUCCCAGAGAUGGAUGGGACAUAGGUUUCAUGACCCGCUCACCUUAUACAGCAACCCUUUAUUCUGCCUAAUACCACUUAGAGAUACUCAGAACAUGGUGGCUUGUAAAACAAGCCCACACAGUCAUGAUCGGCCAUAACUUUAUGGUCUAAAGACUGUAGCUACACGUGUUUCUCUUAUCAUGUCUUUCUGUAGAAAUAAAAAUACAUGGAAAAAUAAAUGUAUUUAACAAAUGCUGAAUUCUUUAUAACAAUAGAUUUGUUCGCUAUACAUGGUGCUAUUGGGGUCAUAACAUAUAUAUAAAAUUGCUGUAUGUAUUUGAAUGUAGGUUUUUUGCGGUAAUCUGUACAAGUUUGGAAAUGGGAAUUUAGCAUAUCCCUACUCCCCCUCACAGUGGGAUCAUGGCCAGGGAUCUGCCGUUAUUGACCGUGACCCUGGAGUAAUUUGAGUUGAGUGACUUGCUCAAUGGCAGAUCAACAGAUUUUUCACCUUGUUUGCACGGGGAUUCAGAAUAUCAACCUUGCGGUUACUGAUGAAAUGUUCUAACUGCUAGGCUACCUGCCGCCGUACAGCGCACCGAUGUUUCACACCUGUAAGUAGUCUUCUGAUGUGAACACCCUCGAGCAGAAGGAAUCUUUCCACCCUCAAUUUACCAGGAAACCCAACCCCCCAAUAACUUUGUACUAUAUUGUAUGAGGUAAAAGAAGUCCCUUCCCCCCCUGGAAAAAAAUAAGCAACAGUAUUUUUAUUAGCACUUUGAAAUGGACUACUGUAUGUGAAAAGAAGAGGUUUUUAUCAUAACGAUGCCUUAUGCAGUUCCAUAGGUUUAUCGUGCAUAUAUUUUUGUUUCCGGUGAACAGUUGAUAGCUGUAACUAGUUUGUGAAUAAAGUGUUGAAUGUCAAA